Diospyros lotus (date-plum) is the source of this 1425-nucleotide messenger RNA. RefSeq names its product target of rapamycin complex subunit LST8. Gene Ontology annotation, cellular component: TORC1 complex; TORC2 complex. Gene Ontology annotation, biological process: regulation of actin cytoskeleton organization; TOR signaling. The record is from RefSeq and is a predicted model, not a curated record. Gene Ontology annotation, molecular function: protein binding. The transcript is spliced from 11 exons. The coding region runs from base 166 to 1137 and encodes 323 amino acids. NCBI's taxonomy places the organism in Eukaryota, Viridiplantae, Streptophyta, Magnoliopsida, Ericales, Ebenaceae.
UAAUUCUCCCAUUUUCGCUUCUCGGUUCUUCUGUUUCUCUCUCUUCUUUCAUUCCCCCGACGGUUUCCAAGCAAAACCCAAAGCUACCGUCUUUACAACAGCCUCGAACCCCUAAUCAGAAAACCCAAUUCCUGUUGAUGUUUUCCGAGUUGAUUGAUAUUGAAGAUGACCCAACCAUCGGUGAUCCUCGCAACGGCUAGCUAUGAUCACACUAUUCGAUUCUGGGAAGCCAAAAGCGGCCGAUGCUACCGUACUAUUCAGUACCCAGAAUCUCAAGUUAAUCGUCUCGAAAUAACGCCAGACAAAAGGUUCCUGGCUGCAGCUGGAAAUCCCCACAUUCGAUUGUUUGACAUUAAUUCAAACAGUAAUCAGCCGGUGAUAAGCUAUGAUGCACAUACUAAUAAUGUAAUGGCGGUGGGGUUUCAAUGUGAUGGAAAGUGGAUGUAUUCUGGUUCUGAAGAUGGCACAGUAAGGAUCUGGGACUUGAGAGCUCCAGGUUGUAUGAGGGAAUAUGAAAGUCGAGCAGCUGUCAACACUGUUGUUUUACAUCCAAAUCAGACUGAGCUGAUAUCAGGGGAUCAGAAUGGUAAUAUUCGCGUAUGGGAUUUGACUGCAAACUCUUGCAGCUGUGAGCUGGUGCCAGAGGUGGAUACAGCUGUAAGGUCAUUAACAGUGAUGUGGGAUGGGAGCUUAGUUGUUGCUGCCAACAACCGUGGAACGUGUUAUGUUUGGCGUUUAUUACAAGGAACACAGAAAAUGUUUAUUGAACUGCAGACUAUGACCAACUUUGAGCCGCUUCAUAAGCUACAUGCACAUGAUGGCUACAUCCUGAAAUGUCUCCUGUCUCCCGAAUUUUCUGAGCCCAGCCGGUAUCUUGCUACUGCAUCUUCAGACCACACAGUCAAGAUAUGGAACGUAGGUGAUUUUUCCUUGGAUAAAACUCUAGUAGGGCACCAACGCUGGGUGUGGGACUGUGUUUUCUCAGUGGAUGGUGCUUAUCUCAUCACAGCUUCUUCUGAUACAACAGCAAGACUUUGGUCCAUGUCCAGUGGGGAAGAUAUUAAAGUGUAUCAAGGCCAUCACAAGGCAACCAUUUGCUGUGCUCUUCAUGACGGAGCUGAACAUUCUCCCAACUGAUUAUGGAAUUGGGCAUCUAUACCCAUGGCUUUCCUGGAUCGAUCGGGUGCCAUUUUGGGGUUCUGCUGCUUGUUCAUCGCUUGUUUGCUGAUGCAACCAACGACAAAAGUUUGGUUUAUCUGAUGCUGUUUUUCUCCGUUCUGUUUUCAUGUUCAAAUUUGUACAUGUUUUUCGGGUUUUAGAAAUGAUGGCAGUUUAAGAUUUAACAUUUGUUAGUACCUUGUUUGUGUUGUUUCUGAAACCCAGAAUGCAAUAUAGAAGUCUGCUUCCAAUUGGCUGUUCUACGCA